CUGGAGGUACAAAGAUCGUUAGAAUUAAAGGAACAUAACUCUAAGACAACCUUGGAACGUGACAAGAAGUGAACUAAGAUGCAAGGUUGACAAACAGUGGACAACCGCAACAAUAAACAUGACAGACAAAACGAAGAGAGUUGGGAGAUGGUAUUUCGGAGGAGUUGCAAGUGCAAUGGCCGCUUGCUGCACCCACCCUUUAGAUUUACUAAAGGUACAUCUACAGACUCAGCAACUAGAAAAGGUCAAGGCGACGACAAUGGUUGUACGGAUUCUGAAAUCGGAUGGAAUUCUAGGUCUAUAUAAUGGAUUAUCUGCUUCAAUUUGUAGACAGCUAACAUAUUCUAUGACAAGAUUUGCCAUGUAUGAGACGGUCAAGAAAAGGCUGACCCAGGAUGGGGGUACCAUGCCUUUCUAUCAGAAAGUUCUGACUGCAGCAGUCUCAGGUGCUACAGGGGGCUUGGUGGGGACUCCAGCUGAUCUUGUAAAUGUCAGAAUGCAGAAUGAUGUCAAGUUACCAGCAGACCAAAGGAGAAACUACAAGCAUGCCUUUGAUGGCUUGUGGAAAGUGUACAGAAAUGAAGGAGUCCCACGUUUGUUUGGAGGGGCGACAAUGGCGAGUUCUAGAGCAGUUCUUGUCACCGUGGGGCAGUUGGCCUGCUAUGACCAGAUCAAACAAAUGCUGUUGACGACAGGAGUCUUUGAGGACAACAUGGUACUUCACCUGACAUGCAGUACAAUGGCUGGCUGUAUAGCGACACUUCUGACUCAGCCAUUGGACGUGAUGAAAACCCGGUUAAUGAAUGCCAAACCUGGGACGUACUCAGGGAUUUCUGCAUGUGCCAUGGAUAUUGCCAAAAAUGGCCCAAUAGGAUUUUUCAAGGGUUUUAUUCCUGCCUUUGUCAGGCUGGGUCCGCACACGGUAUUCACAUUCAUUUUCUUUGAACAGCUGCGACAGAAUUUUGGAGAUUUAAAAGAGUAAACAUUCAAACAGAUUUAAAAGAAGAGGGCAGUAUAACUACUAGAAAAAAAUUCCAUGUAUAUUGUGAACAGAAGGGCUGAUUUGCAAUAAUUAAUUCCUGAUUUGUUUGAAUAUUCUGUUUGACAGACUUUGUGUGGGGUACCUCAGAUGUAGAAUGUUUUUAAUGCUUUAAAUCGGAUGAAUUUAUUUAAUAUGUAUAUUUUUGUUUAAGGCUCAAUCAAACCCUGAUCGAAAUUGUUGUCGUCGACUGUGACAAACUUUCACAUUUUCAACUUCUACUCAAGAUACUUACCCAAGGGCCAUUUUCAGCCAAACAUGGUUCAAAGUAUCACUGAUUGAAAAGGAUUCAAGUUAGUACAAAUGAAAGUUCAUGCCCAUUUCCAAGGGGAAUUAAUAAUGUGGAAAUAUUUAGAAUAUGGUGGAUAUUUUUAAAAAAAUCUUAUUGUCAAGAAUUAUUGAAAGAGGAAAACCAAAAGUUACAAUAUAUAAUGAAGAUUCAAAUUUCUCAACAUAGGAAUAGACAAGAAAAUAAAAUCUUUUAAGAUUUUUUAAUGUCUAUAAUUUGUCAAAUUUUAAAACGUCCAUGUCAAACAUUCUUAUGUAGUGUAGAUCAGAUUUUGCUUGCACUGUGACCCUUUCUCAGGUCUAGGAUGGGGCUGAAUUAGGAGUUUAAUAUUUUGGUUUGGAAUAUAUCUUUAAAAUUUUAUAAAAGAAAUAGAUACCACUUUGUUUAUACCAGAAUCCCUGUAGUUAAACCAGAUCAUGGCCACAAAUAGGGUUAAAAGUUUUACACAAAUAUAUAUAUAUGAAAAUUCUGUAAAAUCUUAAAACACAAGGGUGCAGUAGACCAUGACCCCUAGUAGUAGGGCAAGGCCUUAAUUUAGGGUUUCUAAGUUUACAUUUGGAAAAUGGAACUCAUUGGGUGAGCUAUGUGGCUUCGUGUUUAAUGCAUAUUUUCAAAUUUUAUUGAUUUUUUUUUCAUAUUUGCAUUCAUAAUAUGCAGUUGUUAAUUCUAGAAAAUGGAGAAAUAUUGCAGCUGUUUAUGUCUUUCACUACGUGUAUGUUUAAUUUUAGCAGUGGGGUUAUGAAGCAUAAACUUUUUCUUUAUUUUUUCCCUUGCAUGUGUUGUUUUAAUUCUGACAAGUUGUGCAGCAAGCAAUUUUCUUUUUAUUUGUGUUCAGUUACCUACAGUAGGUAAUUGCAACAAUCGUGUAUUUUUUGAAGUAGAGGAAUGCUGAAUGAAAUCCUUACCAUGUCCUAUAGAAUCUAGAGUGAACAUCCACCAAAGACCGAAUGUCAUCCUUGAAAGUAGAUAUAAGCGAUAUACAUGAUUUUGUUAAAUGUUUAUUUCUAUGUGCCAUUAUGGUCAGUAAUGAUCUGUAGCCAGGACCAAUUUCAGUAGAGGGGAUAAAAUUAGAUAAGCUUUGUAUGUGUACGAUUUUGUUGUUUCUACUUCCUGUAGUAUGUGCGGUCAUAAACACUGUAGUAUUUGCAGUCAUAUACACUGUAGUAUUUGCAGUCAUAUACACUGUAUUAUUAUAUACUUUCAAUUUCAUCUCUUCACUUUUCUUUAAAAGUUUGCGGGCAUAUAUCACACGAUAUAUGCCCGGAAACAUUCCGGCCCGCAAACGUUACGUCACAAUCAAUACACAAGCAAAUUACUACGUCGUUAAUUUUCAAAUUUUUCGUGUUUUUCAUCUUUUACUCAGUUAAACCAAUAAAGAAAUUGUUAAAAAUAAAUUAUUGUUAGUUUCUAAAUGAAAUUAAAAGUAUAUAAUAAAAAGGUUAUAGACUUUGUAUGGGAAAAUAUGACGACCUCGUUUUUUGUCGCGGACGGACCUCGCAAGCUCGGUCCGUCUAUGCGCCAAAAAACUCGGUCGUCAUAUUUUUCCAUACAAAGUCUAUAACCUAUAAGUAUUUGCGGUCAUAUACUCCUUUGUAGUUUAUGCUGUCACAUACUCGCAUAUAGAGUACUAAAUAUGUGUUCAAGAGUUUAUUAUUUUAUUGUGAAUUUUUAAAUUACUUUUGUUACAGAAGAAUCAGAUUGAUUCUGAUGAUACAAAUUGACUUCUCUAAUGCAGACGUGGUUGUCUUUGUUAUCUGUUGUAUUUUCCCAUAGACAGGGUUUUUGUGGAGCUGCUUAAUUAAUUCACAUAAUUAUCUGACUACCGGCAUGUUUCUGGAUAACAAUUGUAUCUUAAAUUCUACCUGAUGUUUUUUAUUUUCACAUGUGGAAUCUAAUGAUGAGUUUAAUCGUUCAAAUAUGAUAUCUAUCUACAGCUAUUUUCA
Messenger RNA from Ostrea edulis (European flat oyster), 3271 nucleotides. Its product is annotated as mitochondrial dicarboxylate carrier-like. Gene Ontology annotation, molecular function: oxaloacetate transmembrane transporter activity; sulfate transmembrane transporter activity; malate transmembrane transporter activity. The transcript has 9 exons. NCBI's taxonomy places the organism in Eukaryota, Metazoa, Mollusca, Bivalvia, Ostreida, Ostreidae. The coding region runs from base 119 to 982 and encodes 287 amino acids. The record is from RefSeq and is a predicted model, not a curated record. Gene Ontology annotation, biological process: oxaloacetate transport; malate transmembrane transport; phosphate ion transmembrane transport.